CGGAGAAAUCAAGGAAGCAUAGACGACGAGAGACGAGACGUGAAUGUUGACAGAAAAGCCGAGGCAAGAAUUUGUAAGGUUAGCUAGGCCAGAAAUUGAAAUAAUUUUGUUAAAAUUAAACAAAUUAUUGUUUUAUUAAGUGAUUUCACAGAUUAAUAUUACUAUUAUCAAUCUUACAAAGCUGUAAUAUAGUAAACUUAAUAUCUAAAGUGAAAAUAUAUAGAUUUGUUGAUACGCCGAGUGAUCACCCUUCGUCAAGACGGCUAAAGAAAUAGAUUUUGAUUAUCUUCGUCGAAGAGGAAUUACAAUGGAGGUCCAAGAAGAAAUUCCGGUUGAUCCGAAGAAAGUGAUGGCUUCAUCAGGUACAGUAGGUAGUGUUUCUGUAUCGCUGCAUCCUUUGGUACUAAUGAAUGUUUCUGAACAUUGGACUAGGCUAAGGGCUCAGGAAGGAACUGCACAGCAGAUAGUUGGCGCAGUAAUUGGCAAACAAAAAGGUCGUAAUAUAGAAAUCAUGAACUCUUUUGAAUUAGUCUUCCAUUUUAUUGAUGGCAACGUUAUCAUUGACAGGGAAUACUACAUGACUAAAGAAGAGCAGUUCAAGCAGGUAUUCAGCGAUAUGGAUUUUCUUGGCUGGUACACAACAGGUGAUCAACCAAAUGAAAAUGACAUCAAGAUUCACAGACAAAUUUGUGAAAUCAAUGAAAGCCCAAUUUUUUUGAAGAUGAAUCCUUUGGCUGGACAUACUGACCUUCCUGUCUGUGUGUAUGAGUCAGUUAUUGACCUUGUCGAUGGAGAGGCAACAAUGUUAUUUGUGCAAUUGCAGUAUACUCUAGCUACUGAAGAAGCUGAGCGCAUUGGAGUAGAUCACGUCGCUCGAGUGCUUGCAAACGAAUCUGGCGAGAGCUCAGUGGUUGCUGAACAUUUGACUGCCCAGCAUUCUGCUAUCAAAAUGCUUCACAGCAGAGUUAAACUUGUGCUGCAGUAUCUACGUGCGGUUCAGUCGGAACAACUACCUCUAAAUCACGAGAUUCUUCGAGAAGCCGCCUCACUCAGUCACAGACUUCCGGUGCUCCAGACGCAGAAAUUCCGCACUGACUUCUACAAACAGUGUAGUGACGUCGAACUAAUGACCUACCUUGGAAUCAUCACCAAAGGUUGCAAUGAUAUAAACCAGUUCAUCAACAAAUUCAAUAUUUUGUAUGACAGACAUGUCAUGGGCAGACGUAUGAGAGGACUUUUCUUCUAGGUGUUGUUUGUUAUCAUAGUAAUUGAUGAAGAAACAUUUUUGUUGGCGUGGAUUACGACUUUGAACGUUAUUAUUUUGCUAUUGGGGAGUCACUCAUGAAUUUUAACACUACUCCAUUUACAAAAUAGCCAAUAUUUCCUUAUAAUUAAUCAAACUCUAUUGUAAUUAAAUAAAUUUGAAUAAAUUUUAUUAUUAUGCGAGUAA
This is a messenger RNA of Nilaparvata lugens (brown planthopper), 1450 nucleotides long. It is a transcript of the gene CSN6, whose product is annotated as COP9 signalosome complex subunit 6. Gene Ontology annotation, cellular component: COP9 signalosome. The record is from RefSeq and is a predicted model, not a curated record. Gene Ontology annotation, molecular function: protein binding; metallopeptidase activity. NCBI's taxonomy places the organism in Eukaryota, Metazoa, Arthropoda, Insecta, Hemiptera, Delphacidae. Gene Ontology annotation, biological process: protein deneddylation. Bases 308 to 1246 code for a protein of 312 amino acids. The transcript has a single exon.